AUGUCAGAGAAAGACAAAUCUCAGUCAGCAGGUUCGAACACGAACAUUCGUGUGUUUCUCCGCGUGCGUCCCACCACCCGUGCGUUCCCGGGUUUUUCCUUAUGCAAUACAAAUUUCCUGUACAUGUACAAAAUGCAUCACAAAUUUCUCCAAUUUGGGGUGUAAAACUUGUCAUGCUAAACGAGGAUCGAAGCCCAGUUUUGCCAUGCAGAGACCGCACUUGUACUUAUGUGUACGGGAAAUUUCUUGCGAAUAUUCUUUCCGCGAUGACGACGACAUUGUGGAUUUUCACAUCGACCGGGAGCAUGUGGAUUCCGGGCAGGGCCAACUUGUCAACAACUCGAAGCAGAAUCACAAGUUCAAGUUCGACGGGUUAUUCGGCAUGGACGCGACGCAGGAGGAAGUUUUCAAAACAGUCGCCGGGCCGGUAAUUAUUCUGAUUAAAAACGUCCCCACACCAGAGUCAACAUGGGAAAUCUGCUAGACAAAUCACACAGCUUUGGUGUUUUUGCAUGACAAAUUUAUCCUCGUAGUGCGAUCCUGUGCAGCUAGCUCAGAAGCAUGACAGAUCUAGCAUAUCACGCUGAUCCUAGCAACACAAAUCCCAAAACACGAAGGGGAAAUGCUUCUCAUAGGGCUCCGCAUGAGAAACUUUUUUGGCAUGCAGAAUCGCAUGACAACCACGCUGAGGUGGGGAUGUUUUUACACGGGAUAGUAAUCAAAGACGCUUUGAACGGUUUGAACGGUACGAUCUUCGCGUAUGGGCAAACGGGGUCCGGUGUGAACUGCAAAUAUGUCUGGGUCUGGGAGAUAAUUGCGAGAUUUAUGAUGCUAGUCUGGCAUGAGCAUGACUCUAAACUCUGUAUUGCGUGCCCGCGAAGUAGAGGUCCUCCUGUCUGUGAUGCAAAAACGCGGCUUCUCAUGCGGAGUACGCAACUCAGAGGCACCGGAAAACUUGUCAUGCUGGGGAGCGCAUCACAGUGGGCUCACUAGUAUUCCCUUCCUUGCAUCACAGGUUUCCAGACCCAAACAUAUUUGCAUUUGAUAUCGGGGAAAACGUACACGUAUGAAUUGCAAAAGUAUCGUACUCGUAUAAAUGCAUUACAAAUUUCUUCAGCAUGAGAAAGAAAAUUUGUAAUGCAGAUUUGCCUUAAGACAAAGAUUUGUAAUGCAAGACUUGCAUUUAUACGAAUACGAUACUUUUGCACAGGAUAACACGAUCACCGGUGGCUCGGAGAAAUACGUCGACCGGGGGUUGUACGGAAGCGUCAGGAUCGAAAUCAAAAAAGUUGAAAAAGUUGUAAUGCAUAACAUGCAAGCCACAAAAUGCCUAUCUUGCAGAGUAGGCAAGUGAGGCAGAUUGUAAGUCUGUUGUUCUUGAGUAGGGGUAGAAAUAAAGCUGGUGAAGAAGCAUGAAAAAAGGCGUCUUCCUUACCCAAACAGCAUGACAAACUGGACUGGGGUUCUACCCAAAUUUGUCAUGCGCCACUUGGAAACUGGGCACCAACUAGUAUCCGUUUUAUCCAUCAGAAAUCAUUUCAACUUUGUCGAUUGCGGUCCUGAGACUUCCAUAGGUUGAUACCACGGACGAUUUCCGAAAUUUUCGAGCAUAUAAGGCGAGACGGGCAGAAUUCACACUCCGUGUUUGUCUCGUACCUGGAAAUCUACAACAAUUACGGGUACGAUUUACUUUCCCGGGACGAGCAAGCACAGAAAUUGGAGUCGUUGCCGAAGGUACUUCAACUUCUUUCUAGAGUUUGUCAUGCUAAUAUUAACACUGCUUAUUUGCCUGUGCUUGUGGGUGUUGAUUUUCCCGUUUCAGCAUUACAAUUUGAGUCCUUUGAAUUUUUUGGCUAGGCUGUUCUGCACAACAAACUCCAGGUUUCCCUGCGCGAAGACGAAGAUGGCAACAUGCAUCUGAAAAACCUCUCCGUCAACGUCGCUGCCUCGGAAGAAGACGCUUUGAACCUUCUCUUCCUCGGCGAUACCAACCGCGUGGUCGCAGAGACGCCCAUGAACGACGCCUCCACGCGGUCGCACUGCAUCUUCAUCAUUUGGAUCCAGAGUUCCGAGCACGGCUCGGACGUAGUGAGGAGGUCGAAAGUGCACUUGGUGGAUCUUGCCGGAUCGGAGCGCGUGAGCAAGACGGGCGUGGAUGGGAAGUUGCUGGCGUAUUUAUGAUUUUAUUUCGAUUUUCGGUCGGUUGAGAUUGUCAUGUGGAAUUGCAUGGGUCAAGUAAGGAGUGAAUGGUAAUCGCAUCACAAGAACAUCAAAACAGCGAAGCCAAAUACAUCAACACCUCCCUCCAUUUUCUCGAGCAAGUCAUCGUCGCCUUAAACGAACGCUCCACCGGCGGCCGGAUGCACAUCCCGUACCGGAAUUCUAUGAUGACUUCGGUGCUCCGCGACUCCCUCGGCGGAAACUGUAAAACGGUGAUGGUCGGGACCAUCGCAGUCGAGCCGACCAACAUCGACGAAGCGAUUUCCACCUGCCGGUUUGCGCAAAGAGUAGCGUGCAUCAAAAAUUCGGCGAUCGUAAACGAGGAACUGGACCCGCAGUUGAUGAUAAAACGACUGAAGCGCGAGAUUUUGGAGUUGAAAGACGAACUGAAGCAAUACCGUGGGGACGACGAGGACGACGCGGAUCCGGAUAGCGAGCUCAGUUUAGAGAAGGUGGAAAAGUGCAAAAAGCAGGUUUUGGAGUUCUGCGAAGACACGCAAAUCGCGAAUUUCAUAGUCGUAUGGAUUGUAAAAAUGUCUGGGUCUGGAAGGAUGGAACUUGUCAUGCUAAAUCUGAAUGAUGUAAAAAUCUGUGUUGCAUGCUUAUCAAAAGCUGUCCACUUCUGACCUAAUCGAGAGGCAGUUUCUCAUGCAGGAUAGGCAUGAUGGAACUCUCACAGAAUGUGUCAUGCUAUGUCCUACAUGCCAGACGUCAUGGGUCAUAGAAAACCUGCAUGACAAGUGUGGCACCCUUCCAGACCCAGACACUUUUACACUUGAUAAGUCGGCGGCGGGAGGAAGAAGCAGUUGGAGUGUUUCCGUAUCCAGUGCAAAAGUAUCGUACUCGUAUUGCAAUCAAAAUCAUGCAUUACAAAUCCUUUACCUAAGGUCAAUCCGCAUUACAAAUUUUCCUUCUCAUGCUGAGGAAAUUUGUAAUGCAUUUAUACGAGUGCGAUACUUUUGCACAGGAUAUUCCGACAGUUCCGGCAAUUGGCGUUGAACGGCGGUGGGGUGGGAGCUGCUGGAUAUCCUGUGCAAAAGUAUCGUACUCGUAGUAAUUGCAAUCAUGCAUUACAAAUUUUUCUCUCAAGGCAAAUCCGCAUUACAAAUUUAAUUUGUAAUGCUAAGCCAAUUUGUAAUGCAAUUUAUACUAGUACGAUACUUUUGCAAUGCAUACUGGAGGGUUGAACGCAACCUCAGGCGCCGGUGCUUCGUCCUCAUCUUCUGCAGGCGGUACAACGUCAUCAAACAAAAACACCGCGGCGCUGCAGCAACAAAUCAAGCAGCUAGAACUGGAAGUGGCGCAGAGAGAUCAGGAAAUCGGCAUCUUGGUCUCGAUCGUGAAUCGGGGCGGCGGUAAUGGCGCAGCUGGUGAUGGUAUGCAAUACAAAUUUCCCGUACAUGUACAACAUGCAUCACAAAUUUCACCAAUUUGAAGCGUAAAACUUGCCAUGCUAAACUAGGAUCGAAGCCAAGUUUUGUCAUGCAGAGACCGCAUGUGUACGUGUGCGGGAAAUUUACUGUGGAUAGAUGGAAGUGCGGCGUCGAGUCGGGGCGGCGGCGCUUCAGGAACUAGCGCGUCUUAUGCAAUGCAAAAGUAUCGUACUCGUAUAGAUGCAUUACAAAUUUUCUCAGCAUGACAAAUAUAAUUUGUAAUGCGGAUUUACGUUAAGGAAAAGAUUUGUGAUGCAUGACUGCAAUACGAGUGUGAUACUUUUGCACAGGAUACGUCUUCCUCCACAAAAGCCGAUCACUCGCCUUCCGCCAGCAGCGUCGCAAGCCGGAGUACGAGCGCAACUACGCAAGGGAUGUUGUCUUCUUCCGCGUUGAAUACCAGCGUCGCUGCGUCGGAUGUAACGAGCAUUGCAGGGGGAGGCUCAGCAGCUUCAGCUUCUUCCAGUAGUUCUUACGCACCGCAUAGUCGCGGCGUCCCAGGAAAAAAUGCAUCUUCAAGCUCCAGUUCCGCCCCAGUCCCCCAGGGCCGCGAGGCUGCAGAACUCCUCCUCGACCGCGCAAAGGCGUUUGAAGUUUUUCGGAAAUCAGUUAGGCGAAACGAAUAUCCAUUGCAAAAGUAUCGUACUCGUAUAUUAAAUGGCAGCCUUGCAGUACAGAUGUAGUCUUUUACCCGAAUCUGCAUGACAAAUUCAAUUUUUCCUUCUGGAAAAAUUUGUCAUGCGAUUACUUAUACAUUAUAUUAAUGCGAAAAAAGAGGUAGACAGAGGGUCCCAGAGAGGUGGCCGAGAGGUAAAAAAGAGGUCGACAGAGGUAGAAAAGAGGUCGACAGAGGUGGAGAGGUGGCGCGGGACCCCGUUCGAGAGGGUCCGCGAGAGGGUGCGCGAAUAAGGCCCACAGUAAGGGCCCACCCUUAGGCGCCGCCUAAGUGGCACAGAGGGUGCAGAGAGGUCAAAAAGAGGGGGCGCGAGAGGUCGACAGAGGUGGCGAGAGGUGGCGCGAAUAAGGGGCGACCUCUCGCGGACCCUCUUGGCCACCUCUCGGCCACCUCUGUCGACCUCUACCCGCGAGUAUAGCCGGAUUAUUAGCGGGGACCCCCAAAAGAGGUCAAAAAGAGGCUCUGCGAGAGGUCUGCGAGAGGGUAAAACACAAAGAAACGGGCGCGAAUCCGCAUGGCACUACCCAUAUUUGGCACUGCAGGCCAUUCGCGGAGCUGUUUUGUGCGGCGCCUUUCCGCGCCACCCUCUCGCGCACCCUCUCGCGCAACCCUCUCGCGCCACCCUCGCGCGCACCCUCUCGCGCCACCCUCUCGCGCUACCCUCUCCCGCCGGGCGGCUUCUGUUCGCCCCCGGUGUUCUUUGCAGCUGCUCCCUGCGCAGAGCGCCCACAGGCGCGGGAAGCGCGCAAGUGGUCCUGCGGGUUGGCGAGGCGCAAUAUGUUUCGUUGUGCAUAGGCCCGCGGGGUUGUGGUCCGAUCGGCAAACAGUCUUGCCCCGGCCCAACAGCCUUGCGCUCCGGCGGCAGCCGGAGCAUGGCUGGUUCAUACUAGUACGAUACUCUUGCACAGCAUAACGAAUCGUUUGAAGAAAACAAGGAACUGUUGCGGGAAUUGUAUGUCAACGCGAAAGCGCUGGGUGAGGAGGCAAACACGGCACGGCAGCGCGCGGCGCAGUGCAAGACGGAAAUACAGAAGUUGAGAUUAGGGAGAGCCAUGGAGGAUGGGGAGGAGGAGAAAGGGGUGGAUGGGGAGCAAAGUGGGGCCGUGAGCAGUGGGAAGGAGAAGGCGCCAGGUACUUUUUGCUUGUACCACUUCCACUGCAGCUUUGCUUAGUGUUUUUGAUUUGCAGAAUAGUAAUCGAUUCCCUUCUGUACUAAAAGGAAAAAGUUUGCGAUUGAUCGCUUACCGUUGCUCCUUACACUGAAAUUGGAACAACCAUAUCCACCACGACCACAUCAGACCCGCAGGAGCAGCACCUUCUUUCGCAGCUGGAGCACGACAAGAAAAUCUACUCGGACAACACGAACACCCUCCGGCAGGUGAAACACGACAUUGAGCGGAUCCAGCAGGUUUUGGAGCAUAUGCAAUGUGGAUUUCCCAUACCUGUACAAAAUGCAUGACAAGGAGCGCUAACUUGCAAGUUUUGUCAUGCAGAGACUGCAUUUGUACGUGUGCGGGAAAUUUGCUGUGGAUAGAGCAGAACAAAAAGCGACUGCAGAAGGACUUCGAGUCUUGGUUUGUGUCUCUGCGCAAGGAAGCCACGGCCUCACUCACGGAAAUCGCAAAGGAGCAAGUGGAGAGCGAAAACGGUGGGGCGGUAACUUCUCAUGCGGGCGGCGGUCACCACCAUCAAACGCAUGUUUACGACCCGGUGAAUCAGCAGCAGGUGAAACUAACCGGGAAUGCGGAUGUCGAUAAGGAAGUUCAGGGGUUCUACAAAGCGCUCGGGAAGAUGAAGUGACAGUGAGUGGAGGCUUGCUAUACUACUUGGAUGACAAGUAACUCGUCACCGAUGAUGCCGACGCUUGCUUUGAGAAGUGCUGCGGUCGAGAUCUGUAAGAAAGUGCAUGAUGUCGUGGAUAGCUGAACGUGCUUUUGUCCUUCCUUGUACUUGUUAGAGCAAGGGAAUAAAACCCAUUUCCUCAGUUCUUUUCUAUGAAUCGUGUCAGUUGAUGAAUGAACAAGAUAUCAGCAUGACGUCGUCCUCGUGCACGACACGAUUAUACUAGCAAGAACACAUAAAAUCUUCAAUCCCAC
Molecule: messenger RNA, 6425 nt
Organism: Amoebophrya sp. A120
Lineage: Eukaryota; Dinophyceae; Syndiniales; Amoebophryaceae
Source: the annotation of a GenBank genome assembly